AUGCAUGCUUGUUACGACAUCAAAUAUGCUAUUGGACGUACAACCAUACCACGAGAAUUACUUUACAGAUGUAAUUUUUACGGACAGUCUCAUCUUAUUAAAUUUCCAAAAAAUGCGAAUGAUUUCAAUGUAAUACUUUUCAACGCUCAACAAAUACCAAUUUGUUCACUUGGUCCAAAUGAUUUUAUGCAUGCUCCUUCAUGCGCUUCUGAUAUUGUAAUAGAUAAAGUUGAUGAAAGCAACAUCAAUAUUCAAUAUGAAAAAGUUCACUUCAGUGUUUGGAUACAGAAAACACUCUCAACUGAAGUGUAUUAUACAUUUACAUUAUUUGCAACAUUAAAACAUAUUAAUACUGGGAGUGGUAUGUGUGUGAGUGGAUGCAAAUCAAAAACUCGAGUUCAGUCUCAACUCAGUAUUACACCAAGUAUCAGUGAUACAGAAAUAGUAGCAAGUGCGAUGGCACAAAGCUUCGCCGAACAAGCUGCAAAUAAUAUUGUUGUAGAUGUUUUGAGUCGAAAUGGUGAUGUAUCAUUAAUCAACGAAAUUGGACUACUCGUUAAAAAUACAUCUGCUAUUGUGCAACAUGCUUCUUCUGUGGCUAGUAAAGAAGUAGAAAAAAUGGUAGCUGUUUCAACAUGGCCAUGUAAACCUGAUGUGUCUGUAUGUAUUAUGCCAUCCAAGUAUCGUCGUCAUCGCAUCGGAAAAUAG
Molecule: messenger RNA, 708 nt
Organism: Didymodactylos carnosus
Lineage: Eukaryota; Metazoa; Rotifera; Eurotatoria; Philodinida; Philodinidae
Source: the annotation of a GenBank genome assembly